GCUCCCGCGAUCAAAAUGGAAGGCGACGGUGUCCAGAUCUUGUCCCGGCGCAUGGUCAAGCCAGAGCACCACGCGAGCUCGCGGCCGCCGGAGCCCGAGACCGUCCACCUCACGCCAUGGGACCUGCCGCGGAUCACCGUUGAGUACCUGCAGAAAGGCGUCGUCCUGCCCAAGCAUCCGGCCGGCAGCGCCCACGCCGUCGAACACCUUGCGUCGUCCUUCGCGCGCGCUCUGGCCCGCUUCUACCCGCUCGCCGGCCGCUUCAUCGUCGCGCCAGUGGCCAGCGACGACGCUCGGCUGGGCCUGACGAUCUCAAUCAGCUGCGACGACCAAGGCGCAGAGUUCGUCCACGCCGUGGCGCCCGGGGUCGCCGUCGCCGACAUCUCCGGCCCGGUCCCCGUCAUCCUGCGCGUGGUCCGGUCCUUCUUCCCUCUCAACGGGAUGCUCGGCGCGGACGCCGCCGUCGACCCCAGCCUGCCGCUCCUGGACGCGCAGGUCACCGAGCUCGCCGACGGCGUCUUCGUCGCCAUGUCGCUGAACCACUGCGCGGCUGACGGGGAAACGUUGUGGGACCUUUUCAACGCGUGGUCGGAGAUCAGCCGAAGCGGUGGCACCGCUGGCGGAGAAGAUAUCCCCUCGUUGCCCAAAAGAUGGUUCCUCGAUGGCUGCCCCGUGUCGAUCCCUCUCCCCUUCGCCAAGGUGGAGGACAUGGCCAGGCACUUCGAGCGCCCGCCGCUGCAGGAAUGCUCUCUCCGUUUCUCCCACGAGAGCGUGAAGAGGCUGACGGCGAAAGCGAACGCCGAGACGAUAGCCGGCGGCGGCACAGCCACCAUCUCCUCCCUGCAGGCCGGGGCCACGCACAUCUGGCGUGCCGUGUGCCGGGCCCGGGGGCUCGCGCCGGGCCAGGAGACGACGUGCUCGCUCUCCGUCGGAUGCCGAACACUCGUGAAGGGCAUGCCGCAGGGUUACGUGGGCAACGCGGCUGCGGGCGCCGUCGGCAAGGCCGACGCCGACGAGAUCCUGGGCGAAGGCCGCCUUGGCCGGGCGGCGUGGCUCCUGAACCGGGCCGUGGCCGCUGUGGACGAGGCGAGCGUGAGGGCCGAGCUCGCGGCGUGGCCUGCGAACCCCAGCUUCAAGUACCUGGACGGGAUCGGCCCUGCGGCGAUGGUGGCCAGCGGCUCGCCGGAGCUCGACGUGUACGGCAACGACUUCGGGUGGGGCAGGCCGUUGGCCGUCCGGAGCGGCGCGGGGAACAAGGUGGACGGGUUGGUCUCGGUGUACCAGGGCAGGGAUGACGGCGGGGGGAGAGGCGGCAUGGAGCUGGAGGUGUGCCUCGCUCCUGGUGCGCUCGCCAGGCUCGUGGCCGACACAGAGCUGAUGGACGCGUCGGUAGGCAUGAAUGCAGCAGUCAAACCGUAA
This is a messenger RNA of Triticum aestivum (bread wheat), 1419 nucleotides long. RefSeq lists its product as uncharacterized. Lineage: Eukaryota; Viridiplantae; Streptophyta; Magnoliopsida; Poales; Poaceae. The record is from RefSeq and is a predicted model, not a curated record. Bases 16 to 1419 code for a protein of 467 amino acids. The transcript has a single exon.